Microbotryum saponariae is the source of this 2395-nucleotide messenger RNA. NCBI's taxonomy places the organism in Eukaryota, Fungi, Basidiomycota, Microbotryomycetes, Microbotryales, Microbotryaceae. The record is from the annotation of a GenBank genome assembly.
AUGCGGUUUUCUCUUUUGGCUACGGCCGCGCUCUACGCCGCCGCUCGAGCGAGCUCCGUGAUUGACUUGACCACGGCCAACUUUGACGAGGUGGCCAAGGGUGACUUGUCCUUGAUCGAGUUCUUUGCCCCCUGGUACGUGAUCAUUCGGAAUGUGUUCCAUCGUCUACUCGACGCUCGUGGUGCGAUCGAGGUGUUGUAGGAUGCCGCACGCGGUGAGACACUGUCGACGAUUGGAGCCCAAAGUGGCGACGUGGCAAUUCCUUCGGCGGCUAGCACGUGGCACCAGCGUUCAUGGAGUUUGCUGCACCGUGUUGAUGAUGCGUCCUGAUGAAAGCGCACUCGAUACUGACACUGUGCCGUUCCAACUGUCGAUCGUAUGCACACCCAGGUGCGGUCACUGCAAGGCUUUGGCACCUCACGUAAGCUGGCCCCAGCUUUGCCCUCUGAGCGUUCCCCUGCCUGCCGGACUCGUGCGCGCGUCGGUCGCCACACUUGGGCUUCCCGACUCCCGAGCCAAGCGUCGUUCGCGCGCACCCAAAGACGGCCAGGCCGGCCAGCGCACAGCAGCCACCGCCGCAUUGCCACAAUCCCGCCGAACGCUCGCUGACCAAGCCCGAAUCGUCCUCCUGUCCUGUCCGCUGUCCGCUGUCUGCCUCGCGUACGCCUCUCCCGUUUCGUCCUCUCUCUCUCCUCUCUCCCACUCACAGUACGAUGAGGCAUCUGACAUCCUCGCCAAGCACGGCGUCGUACUGGCCAAGGUCGACUGCACCGUUGAAGCCGACCUCUGCAGCUCCCACGGUGUUUCGGGCUACCCGUAAGUCGAAUCGGGUCACUCUCACCGUUAUCGUGGCCGAACGAGCGCGCCAUAUGGCCCCUUGUCCGUGCUUUGGGGUGUAGCUCCAGACCUCACCCUAGAUCACGAGGCUUACAUCUUGUACGCUCCUGGCUUCACAGCACACUCAAGAUCUUCCGCAAGGGUGAAUCGUCCGACUACGGUGGAACUCGCAAGACCGAUGGUAUCGGUACGUUUCUCGCACCUAAAGUCACACUUGCUCUCGGGUGACCGAGCAGAAUUUGUAGUUCUGACUUCUGCAUCGUCCCGUUGCUUGUUUCGAACAGUCUCUCACAUGAAAAAGUGAAUUUAAUCUCCACGGCCUUCACGGUGUGCAGGCCAAGUCGUACUGACUCUUUCUUCGCUCUCAGGCAACUUCUUCCCGCAAUUUCGGAUGUCACCGCCUCGACCCACGACGAGUUCUCCAAGGCUGACAAGCUUGUCUUCAUCGCCUACAUUGCUGAGGAUGACAAGACGAGCAAGGAGGUCUUCACCGCCUUCGCCGAGUCCCAUCGCGACGACUAUCUCUUUGGUCUCUCCCAUGAUGCCGAGAAGGUCGCCGGCGUGACCCCGCCUGCCGUUGUUCUCUACAAAACCUUCGACGAGGGCCGCAACGACUUCACCGACAAGUUCUCGUCCCAGGCACUCGAUGCGUUCGCCAAGGAGCACACCGUCCCCAUUCUCGACGAGAUCUCGCCCGACAACUUCGCCAUGUACGCCGAAGCGGGCAUUCCUCUUGCUUACAUCUUCAUUCCCGAUGAUCACGAGAAGCGCAGCGAGAUCACCAAGUCGAUCGAGCCCAUCGCCCGCGAGCAUAAGGGCAAGAUCAACUUUGUAUGGAUCGAUGCCACCAAGUUUGCUGACCACGCCAAGUCGCUCAACCUCCUCGAGCCUACGUGGCCAUCGUUCGCCAUCCAGAACAUCCAGGAGAUGACCAAGUUCCCACUCGACCAGUCCAAACCCGUCGACCACAAGACCAUUUCGGCUUUCGUUCAGGACUUCCUCGGUGGCAAGAUCGCCGCCUCGAUCAAGUCCGAGAAGGUCCCCGCUACGCAAGACGAGUCCGUCUUCGUGCUCGUGGCCGACCAGUUCGAUGAGGUGGUCGCCGACAAGUCAAAAGAUCUCCUCGUCGAGUUCUACGCCCCGUGGUGCGGCCACUGCAAGAAGCUCAAGCCCACUUGGGAUGAGCUUGGAGAGAAGUACGCCGGCGCCAAGUCCAAGGUCACUAUCGCCAAGUUCGACGCGACCGAGAACGACGUCCCCGCCUCGGCUGGCUUCCGCGUCUCGGGUUUCCCCACCAUCAAAUUCCGCGCUGCCAACACCAACGAAUGGAUCUCGUACGAGGGUGACCGUACGCUUGAGUCCUUGGUCGAGUUCCUCGAGUCCAACGCGACCAACGAUAUUAGCGCCGCUGAUGAGCCCGCUGUAGCUGGCGGGGCUGCUAACGAACAGACCGUCAUCGCUGACCACCACGACGAGCUUGUGAGUUGUAUUCUGAAUCGUCAUUCUUCCUCCGAGAGGCACGCUCACACCUCCUGCCUUGCCUUUGCCCCCGCAGUAA